UUACAGGUUUUAGGUUUUACUUGGAAACAAAAAAUGGUAUUAGCUGACUUGGGUCGGAAAAUUCGUAAUGCAAUUAGUAAACUUGGCCAGGCAACGAUCAUCAACGAAGAUGAGCUCAAUGCAAUGCUCAAAGAAGUCUGUGCGGCACUACUGGAAGCUGAUGUCAAUGUACGACUCGUUAAAGUGUUGAAAGAUAAUGUCAAGAGGACUCUGGACUUCGAUGAAAUGGCAGGUGGUGUUAACAAGAGACGACUGAUUCAACGUUGUGUUUUCACUGAAUUAAUGAAAUUAGUCGAUCCAGGAGUGAAACCUUUCCAACCCACAAAGGGAAAACCUAAUAUUUUCAUGUUUGUUGGCCUACAAGGUUCCGGUAAAACGACGACCUGCAGCAAGUUGGCAUACUACUACCAGAAAAAAGGUUGGAAAACGUGUUUAAUUUGUGCUGAUACAUUCCGUGCUGGUGCAUUUGAUCAGUUGAAGCAAAAUGCUACGAAAGCAAGGAUACCAUUUUAUGGAAGUUAUAUAGAAAUGGAUCCAGUUACUAUAGCUGCAAGUGGUGUCGAUAAAUUUAAAGAAGAUGGAUUCGAGAUUAUUGUUGUAGAUACUUCCGGUCGACACAAACAAGAAGCUUCCCUUUUCGAAGAAAUGUUGCAAGUGUCGAAUGCAGUGAAUCCAAACAAUAUAGUUUUCGUUAUGGAUGCUUCAAUUGGACAAGCUUGUGAAGCACAAGCCCGUGCUUUUAGCGAAACUGUUGAUGUUGGUUCAGUGAUCAUCACCAAAUUGGACAGUCAUGCUAAAGGCGGUGGAGCUCUUUCAGCUGUAGCUGCAACACAUUCACCUGUAAUAUUCAUUGGCACUGGCGAACAUAUUGAUGAUUUUGAGCCAUUCGAAGUGAAACCGUUCGUACAGAAAUUACUAGGCAUGGGGGACAUCGAAGGUCUUGUAAAAAAGGUCAAUGAAAUUGGUAUUGAGGAUAACGAGGAGCUCAUCAAAAGGUUAAAGCAUGGUAUGUUCACAUUGCGUGAUAUGUACGAGCAGUUCCAAAACAUCAUGAAAAUGGGUCCGUUUAAUCAAAUCAUGAGUAUGAUUCCUGGAUUUGGACCAGAUUUUAUGUCCAAAGGUAACGAACAAGAGUCACAAUCCAGGCUAAAGAAACUGAUGACUAUUAUGGACAGCAUGUCUGAUGCAGAAUUAGAUCAUCCAAAGGCAAAUGAUUUAUUCUCAAAAGAGCCUGGCCGAGUUCAGCGUGUAGCACGUGGAAGUGGAACAGCAACAAGCGAAGUAAAAGAAUUACUGACGCAGUAUAAGAAAUUCGCUGAUAUGGUGAAAAAAAUGGGCAGUAUGAAGGGUCUUUUCAAGAACGGUGAUAUGAAUACCAAAAACAUCAACCCAUCGCAACUACAAAAGCUCAAUCAACAAAUGGCAAAAAUGAUGGAUCCACGGGUGCUGCAACAAAUGGGUGGUAUGGGUGGUUUGCAAAAUAUGAUGAAGCAAUUACAAGGCGCCUCUUCUUCCCUAGGAAAUCGUCGAAAUAACUAAUAUGUCUACCUCAUAGUUUCGUUUGAAACUGUUACAAAAUGGUACUAAACUCAGUGGGACUAAACUAUUGGCUUAUGAAGCAUUUUGGAAUGUUUUAAAGUUAUUGUGUGUUUUCGGAGACUUUGUACAUAUUUUCGAAAUAGUUACAGAUUACGGAUGUUCGUUCGUUUUAAUCACUGUGAUGUGUAUCUGAUGUACAAAGAUGGGCAUUGUUUUAAAAAUCUGCGGGUGAAUUCUAUGGCAGUAGUCUGUUUGAAAAGAACAUAAAGGAAGACAGCAGGUCGAUUUGCUAGGAAUUGUUAAGUGUAUAAAUUGGACUUCAUCGAAAAUCAAUGAUCUCAGCUUGUCUUUAUGUUCGGAUGCUUAGAUCUUUAGAUUCUUUGCAGUUUCUGAAAAUUUCGACUAAGCUUCAGUGGUUUUUAAUAAUUUGUUGAAUUGUUGAGGCUGGAAUUUUAAACAUUACUGAAACUCUCCGUCAUUUUUACAUCUUGAGUUUCACUGAAUUGAUGAAUUCUUUUCGUGGAAAAAGUUUGUAUGAAUAUGAACAAAUUCGUUUUUUUUUUUUUUUGAAAGAAUAAAGGACUCACAG
This is a messenger RNA of Loa loa (African eye worm), 2128 nucleotides long. RefSeq names its product signal recognition particle protein. Lineage: Eukaryota; Metazoa; Nematoda; Chromadorea; Rhabditida; Onchocercidae. Gene Ontology annotation, cellular component: cytosol; signal recognition particle, endoplasmic reticulum targeting. Gene Ontology annotation, biological process: SRP-dependent cotranslational protein targeting to membrane, translocation; SRP-dependent cotranslational protein targeting to membrane. Gene Ontology annotation, molecular function: GTP binding; ATP hydrolysis activity; endoplasmic reticulum signal sequence receptor activity. The transcript has 10 exons. Bases 34 to 1539 code for a protein of 501 amino acids. The record is from RefSeq and is a predicted model, not a curated record.